AUGCCGCAGCCCUCGGCGGCAAGGAAUGCGUGCCACUGCGUAGUCGGCCUUGGAUCGAAUGCAGCGUUGGUGCUGGACUUCGGUGCCUGGGAUCGCGAAUGGCAUGGCAUUGACAGCGGUGCAUGGUGUGGCGGCAGACCGGCUGCUCUUCAAAUAGAGGACAUGCUUCGGCACGGCGGCCUGAAGCAGAAUGCCAAUGCCCAGAAAAGCAAAUUCCACCUGGCUGCUGUCCGUUUCCUUGAAGGCAAGGCUGAGGACCACGAUGAAGGCCAGGGGGUGGACGAAGAUAAGACAACCGUGAAACGGCUGGUCUCGUCUGAUACUGGCGGCCCCACAGCCGCCCAAUGCUUGACGGCACUGGAAGUUCUACUUGCUGGAGGAAUGUUUUACAACAUCAUGGAGGCUGCGGCUGAGGCCGCCUUCAACGUGGACCGCCGUCGCCUGCAGCAACCCGUUCGGGCAGUGGCCUUGGCUGAGGAUGCAAGAGGCGGCUUCGAGCUUUUGAAGGUGCGGUACGUCAUGGCCGACUGGUCCGUUCAUUGCCGCAUGCUAGACCUGGCCACGGCUGAGAAGGCUGGGCAGCACGUGAGCCAGGGCAGAUCGGGUUCCAGUACAGUAGCCCUGCCAGCCGAGGCCGCACUGGACAAAGCCAGAUCGCUGCCUGACACCCUGGCCAGCUUCUUGCCGGAGGAAGCCCUCCGGAAUGCUUUCAAAGACAAGAUCCGCAUCUUUAUGGCCGACGGGGAAUUUAGCGAGCCUCUGGCGGCACGGCUGAGUAAA
This is a messenger RNA of Symbiodinium sp. CCMP2592, 780 nucleotides long. The record is from the annotation of a GenBank genome assembly. Lineage: Eukaryota; Dinophyceae; Suessiales; Symbiodiniaceae.